UCUGAAAACCACCAAACCUCUCUCUCUCUCUCUCUCUCUCUCUCUGCAUGGAUUUGCUGGAGAUGGGUGAUUUCAAUGGGUUUUGGACUAACGAGAAGCACAUAUCCUUUCUUAACCGGAUAGAAGCUUCCUUCGUUAGAAAGAUGCUUGAAAAUGAAGACGAUUGCUUGCUAACGUACGCCCAUGGUGCUCUUCCUUCUCAUCGUCAUGAUUAUGAUCAUCAUCACCGUCCUCGCCUCGACCGUUAUCUCCCUGACAGUGCUGAGUCGACCCUUGAUUUCGAAGAAGGAAAUAACAGAGGGAAAACCCGAGUAAUCGAUGAAAUUGUGGGAAGAUCCGGCACGUGCGAUGUUAGGGAGGAUGGCGAGAAGACGAGGAAAGGGUCUUAUCGUCCGUACAAUGCAUCCCAAGAUCAGGUGGUCCCGCAGCUAGCGCACUUGAAAACCGACAGGGAUGAGGAAAGAGGCGUACUUGAAAUCGCUGUCCCGAGAGCUACUGAACGGGAUUGAAGGUGGGGGUACAUUUGCUUUUUCCAUGCAGCUUGUCGUACACGGAUGCGUUAGUUCUACGAGUGGGCGGAUUGGAUUAAUGUUAGCUCAGAUAUUUAUUUCUUUUCGAGUUUUGGGUUUGUUGUAAAUGGUUGUUUUUAUAAAAAAUAAAAAAUAAAAAUUCGUGGAAAUGAUUUAGUGGAUGAGUGUACUGUAACAUUAAAUUCUCUCCUAUAUGAAACUAAUAGUUUUGGACAAUUUUGCCCUUGCUAUUAGUUUUGUGAGAGUUUCAAACUUUGACAAUUAAAAUUACAUGAAAAGGUUUCCAACAUAAGUCAGGGGUAUUUACGGCA
This is a messenger RNA of Magnolia sinica, 841 nucleotides long. RefSeq lists its product as uncharacterized. Gene Ontology annotation, biological process: regulation of circadian rhythm; response to cold. NCBI's taxonomy places the organism in Eukaryota, Viridiplantae, Streptophyta, Magnoliopsida, Magnoliales, Magnoliaceae. The coding region runs from base 48 to 509 and encodes 153 amino acids. The transcript has 3 exons. The record is from RefSeq and is a predicted model, not a curated record.